AUGAAACUUCUUCCCUUUUUCGCUGGUCUUUUGAACUUGUCCGAAGCAGCUACAGUUGCUCCUUGGCCAGCUCGACCUGAUCGACCAGAGCUUCCAGUUAAUUGUCCGAGAAAUGUGCAGGUUGAAAUCUGCUACACGAUGUGCCAGAGUCUCAUUUGCUGGGAAUAUCCUUUGGUUCACUACCGCCGUCGACGAGCUAUCGACGAGAAGAUGAUGCAGCUCACUGACGAGCAAGUUUCGUGCUUCAGCUCGAAUAGUGUUCCCUACUGUAAUGCCAAACAUGGACUUUCUUUUGACCCCCUUGCUUAG
Molecule: messenger RNA, 309 nt
Organism: Oikopleura dioica
Lineage: Eukaryota; Metazoa; Chordata; Appendicularia; Copelata; Oikopleuridae
Source: the annotation of a GenBank genome assembly